Molecule: messenger RNA, 1374 nt
Organism: Fusarium redolens
Lineage: Eukaryota; Fungi; Ascomycota; Sordariomycetes; Hypocreales; Nectriaceae
Exons: 4
Coding region: 1-1374 (457 amino acids)
Biological process (GO): amino acid activation for nonribosomal peptide biosynthetic process; secondary metabolite biosynthetic process
Cellular component (GO): cytoplasm
Molecular function (GO): phosphopantetheine binding
Source: RefSeq, a predicted model, not a curated record
AUGGUUGAUGUCAAUGAGUCGAUCUGUUCUUCAGCGAGGGCUGGGGUUGAUGAUCAAGUGAAGGUUCGGGGACAGCGAGUUGAGCUCGGGGAGAUUGAACAUGCGUUACGCAGUCAGGAGUACGUCGAUGAGGCUGUUGCUAUCCUUCAGGGCGAGUUCAAGGAGAACGCUCAAAUUGCUAGCUUUGUCACUAUUCAUGAUGAAACUGUUGUGCAAGGAGAGCAGUUGGAAGCUCAAGAAGAAUCCGAACAGCAGAUCAAAGCCUGGGAAGUUCAAUUUGACGACGAUAUGUAUUCGUCCAUGGAGAAGGUUCAAACGCAACAAGUUGGAAGAGACUUCGUUGGGUGGAGUUCAAUGACUGAUGGGGAGGACUUUGAUCAUCAAGAUAUGAACGAGUGGCUUGAUGACAUAUUGAAGUCUAUCCUCAAUGGUUGCAAGUCGAUUGAUCAUGUUCUAGAAAUUGGAGCAGGUCCAGGAAUGAUCUUGUUCAACCUGGCACACAAACUACAAAGCUACAUCGGCUUGGAGCCAUCAGAAAAGGCUGUGGAUUUUGUGGCUCAAUCGGUGGCUCGUCUCCCUCACCUAAAGGACAAGGUGAAGAUCUUCAAGGGUACCGCCGCUGAUAUUUCUCGCCUCACCUCCAGUACGCCCAUUCUUCCAGAUACCGUGGUCAUAAACUCGGUUCUUCAGUACUUUUCUAGCCAAGAGUAUCUCGUGGGUGUUGUCAGGGAUAUCAUCAAACUAGGGAGUGCCAAAACCAUCUUUUUCGGAGACGUUCGAUCUUAUGCGCUUCACAAAGAGUUCUUGGCCAUGAGAGCUAUCCACGCCCAGAGGGAUAUAAGUCAACAUGAUCUUAGUCGCAUCAUUCUCAACAUGGAGAAAUCUGAACCAGAGUUAAUGGUUGAUCCGGGCUUCUUCACAGUCAUGGCGGCGACAAACGAGCUAAGUUGUUAUCGUUACGCCGCAGUGGUACAUCUUGCUUCUGAAAAUGUGCACCAUACCAUCAGGCAUAUCAGCGAGGAUGGUUGGGUCGACUUCAAAAUACAGAGACUUGAUACCCCGGAUACACUAGCGAUCAGCAACAUCCCUUGCAGCAAGAUUGUAUUUCCCAGAGCUAUUGUUGAAGCAGUGGAAAGUGCAGAGUUGGAUAAUCAAGGAUCGGGUAACUGGCUAUCCAUAGUCAGCGAAAGUGCAGAGUUUUAUAACUCAAUGUCUCCAAUGGAUCUUGUGGAUUUGGCCCAGAGAGCAGACUAUCGGAUCGAGCUCAGCUGGGCUCGUCAAUCAUCGCAGCUUGGAGGACUUGACGCUAUCUUCUAUCGCUAUAACGGGCCGGAUGAUAAAUCCAAGAGGACUUUAUUCUGUUUUCCCAAGUGA